AUGGAAAUUAUUCUUCAAUUAAAAAAUCAAUUAGAUAAUUUAUCAAUUAUUGAAAAAAGUCUUAAUGAACAAAAUGAAAAAAUUAAUGAAAUUGAUGGAAUUGUUAAUGGAAUUGACUCAAAGUCAAAUGAAUUAUUUAUUCAAUGUAAUGAAAUUUUAAAAAAGAAAAAUAAAGAAGAAGAAAUAUUAAAGAAAGUAGAAAAAGAAAUACGAUAUUAUGAAGCGUUUGAUAGAUUAUCAUUACUUAUUAAUAAUCCAAAAACAAUAAAUUUUUAUUCAAGUCAAUUUAAAGAAUGUUAUAUUGAAAUAAAUGAAUGUAUUGAAUAUUUUUAUAAUAAAAAAAAUGAUGUAGAAUGUUAUACAUAUUUAUUAAAAUAUCAACAAUUAAAAAGUAAAAUAUUAAAUUAUUUAUCAAUCUUUAUUAAAAAACAAAUUGAUGAUUUACAUCAAGAAUGUAGUACAAUUCCAGUAUUACCAUUAAACCAAUUUACAAAAAGUGUAUUAUAUAAAUCUCAAAUAACAACAGAAUUUAAAGAAUUAAUAAAAAUAUUAGAAAUAAAAAAGGGAAUAUUAGAAUCAUCAUAUCUUGAUGAAUGUAUUAAACAUUAUCUUAAUAUCAGAAAAAAUUUAUUAAUGCCAUAUAUAUCAAAAUUAUUAAUUACACUUCAACAAAUUAAUCCAUUUAUUUGUGACGUUACAAGAGAAGCUGGUAUUUAUUUAUUUAUCAUUUUUUAUAAAGAAGGUAAAUUAUUUAGAACAUUAUUUAAUCAAGAUUGUCAAGCAUUAAAAAUUAUGUUUUCUUCACUUUUUGAUAUUUAUUCUUCAUUCAUUUCUACAUUAUGUUAUAAAUGUCAUGAUAUUGGAAUAUUGUGUAAUGCAAUUACUUAUCUUAAAGAUGAACAAAUUCUUUAUCGUUUACCUCACUCAAAAUUAAUACAAUUACCUGAAUAUUCCAUUUUUAAUUUUUGUGUUAAUGAAUUAGUUACUAAUAUCUCAGAACGUUUGGUUUAUUUAUCAUUAAAUUUAAUUAAUAACUUAAUUGCUUCAUUUCAUCCUUCAAAAAAUGAUUUAAAUUAUCCUGCUAUUUUCUCUAAUUCAAAUGUUCAAGACCUUCCUUUUAAAUUAGUUCUUUAUCCUCCAACUACAAAUACUCUUACUUUAUUAUCUAAACUUCAUUUCUCUUUAUCAAAUGAAUUGUUUAGUCAACUCGCAAAUACAGCUAUUAAUGCUUGUGUUGAUUCAAUUCUUCAUGCCAUACCUCAAAUUCCUUCAAAUAAUGAACUUGAUGGUAAAUUAUUUGCAUUAAGAAAUUUAUGUAUUUUAAGAGACCAAAUUAUUCCUUUCACUGAAGUAGAUACUUCUUUAAGAAAAGUUGAAUCAAAAGUUCAAGAACUUUGUGGUGAAAUAUGUAAUUAUUUCCUUAAAACAUUUUGUCCUUCUGGUCUUCAAGUAUUACGUGAUUUUGUUUUUGAUGAUAAGUCUCAAAAUGAAAUUAAAGUGAUUCAAUCACAAAUUAUCGAAGAGUUAGUUCAUAAUUCUAUUAAUUCUAAAGAAGAUUUAAAUAUUCUUCAUGUCUAUUUACACCAAGUUCAUUUAAAAGAAUUAUUGGAAAUACUUAAAGCAAGAAUUGUAUAUUUUGCUCACAAAUUAACUAUUUUAUUUAGAAACCAAGACUUUGAAAAAAGAUUCUUAGAAGCUGCAAAACCAAUUUUGAAUUAUUAA
Molecule: messenger RNA, 1722 nt
Organism: Entamoeba histolytica HM-1:IMSS
Lineage: Eukaryota; Evosea; Mastigamoebida; Endamoebidae
Exons: 3
Coding region: 1-1722 (573 amino acids)
Biological process (GO): Golgi organization; intracellular protein transport; intra-Golgi vesicle-mediated transport
Cellular component (GO): cis-Golgi network; COG complex; membrane
Source: RefSeq, a predicted model, not a curated record